GUUGUCCAGGUCGAUAUGUCUGUGGUGCAGCUGGCCAACUUAGCGAGUUUACUAACCAAUAACUUUUUCACGACUGAACGUCAAUGGUCGUUUACAUUGUAACUGGCCUGUGGGCCUAAUGAUGGUGUUCCAGUUUCCCUGGACCAGAGUCCGGAAGGUUCUGUCUGUCUGGAACCAACUCGGCAAACAUGACAUCCUAGAGUUGAGCCGACCAGGUGUUAACAUCAAAGACAGAGUCCAUGUGGAUCAGCUGAUACAAGCUUUACAGAGUGCAGGAACUCACACUCUCCAGGUGGUCUGCUGCUCAUGAGCUGUUGGUUGAGCAGGGAAUCCAGAGGAAGCUUCUGGCAGGAGCAGUCAGCCAAUCAGGAGCCAAGCUCAGGCCUGGGGGACGUCCUACUGGAGAUCCUUAAACACAACAAUGUGCUCAGCUCCAACCUCUCCAUACGAGCCAACUUCAUGCACUUUAGUGAGGAGGGAUUGCUGCAGGGCUUUAAAGAGCCCCUCAUACACACUUUCAACAAGGGGGAGGGGCAUCUAGCAAGCCCCACCCAUACGGCACAUGACCGCCCCAAUGUGUUGUUGCUAGGAGACUCUCUAGGUGAUGUCAGCAUGGCAGAUAACCUCACCAACGUCAUGAACGUCCUCCGCAUCGGCUUCCUCAAUGACAAGGUUUCUCCUGUGUUUUGUUCCAGAGGAAAGGAGAGCGGCCUACUCCUCCUCGUAUGACAUUGUCCUGGAGAGGGACGAGACGCUGGACAUCCCCAACGCCAUUCUGCGCUACAUUUCCAUGAAAACAGACUCAUAACCUGACCUUUCAUCUCAGAGCAGAAGGAGGAGCCAAACACCAUGGCAACUCUAACAGGACUCCUCCCCCAUGGGCUGUUGCUGCUACUGUUCCCUAAAGGCCACACCCUUCCUGCAGUGUUCUGUUCCGGAGUGUUUCCGCGGAUCAUUCUGGAAGGGUUGGGUAGUUAGGAUAGAGUUGGGUAGUUAGGUUAGGGUUAGGGUAGUUAGUUAGCGAUAGGUUAAGGUUGGGUUAGAUAUAGAUCAGAGUUGGGUUAGGGUAAGGCGUAGGAUUGGGUUAGAGAUAAGUUUGAGUUUGGUUAGGUUUGGUUUCGGUCAGGUUUUUAGGGUUAGGGCUGCUUUGAUGGACCAGAUUUGAUGGUCCUCCUUUACUCCCCUCUCACAAGGUGCUCAGGGUUCAGGGCUUAGUGGCUCACUAGCUGUGCAGCGACAGCUGUCAGAAAUGGAUCUAUACUCUGCUUCACUUCAAAUACGCAAGUCUAUUUUCAACAGACGCCACUACUGGGACACCUCUUCACCCAGUUUAACAGCCAAUCAGGUAAUUCAUUCCUCUUCACACAGUUUAACAGCCAAUCAGGUAAUUCAUUCCUCUUCACACAGUUUAACAGCCAAUCAGGUAGUUCAUUCCUCCUGAAAGGGUUCCCUUCCUGAUGGUACAUCGCAUUCUAACUACGGUCACACAAGCGCUCACUCAGCCCUGUCUCUUUCUCACCUUCCCUCCCUCUGUCACUACCUUGUACUACUGUUUUAAGGUAAACUAAACAUUUCAACCAUCUUGAAAUGUACAAUAUCUGACUGUAGUUUGCUGCUGCAAGUGAUUGUGGAAAAAGGCUAUUUGUAUUUUUGAAAGUUAAAAAUGCCACAAAUCAGAACAUGAAACCUCGACUACAUAGCUACGGGCACCGUGGAAGCAGAGAAAUGUGUGACGCAUUUAGCUAGUAGAUGGCUUGACCAUGCGACGAAUUUAGCUAGGAGAUGGCUUGUAGUUCAGUGUAGCUAACUAUGGUUAGCUUCUACUCACCAUGUGACGCAUUUUGCUAGGAGAUGGCUUGUAGUUCAAUGUUUUUGCAGGUAGCUCAGGUGUAACUACGGUCAUAUUUUAGAGAUGUAACCGGUCUAAAGUCUGCAUGGAGACAACACACCUGCUGACUUUAUUGAAAGGAAUGCAGGGUCUCUCCAGCAGGGUCUCUCCAGCAGUAUCUAUCAGUAGCAGGGUCUCUCCAGCAGUAUCUAUCAGUAGCAGUAGUUAGUGGGGGCAUUAUUUUUAUGAUUUCCUGGAACCCCUGGAAUUUCCUCUUAAAGAACAAGCUGCACAUAAAGGCUGGGGUGAGGGUUGAUGUUGGCAGUAGAUCAAGCUGCACAUAAAGGCUAGGGUGAGGGUUUAUGUUGGCUUUAGGGUGAGAGUUGAUGUUGGCAGUAGAACAGGGUAAGGGUUGAUUUUGGUAGUAGGGUGAGGGUUGAUGUUGGCAGUAGAACAAGCUGCACAUAAAGGCUAGGGUGAGGGUUGAUGUUGGCAGUAGGGUGAGGGUUGAUGUUGGCAGUAGAACAGGGUGAGGGUUGAUGUUGGCAGUAGAACAAGCUGCACCAACCCCAGACCUACAGGAGUGGGGACUGGGACCUAUAUAAGCAGGCCAGGAACAAGCUGACAAAGGAGAUCAGGGUAGCCAAAGCUAAGCUACAGUAAGAAGCUAAAAAAUAGCCUCUCAGCCAACAACCCUGCAUCAGUUUGGAAAGGCCUGCAACAGGUCACAAGAGAUUACAAUCAGGUUACAAGAGACCCCCCUGCAGAAAAUCCCAGACUGACUGGUCCGUGUAUCAUUUGUUCAUUUGAUAUUCAAUUGAGAGUCCAAAAUGAAAAAAAUAAACUUGUUAUUUCAUGUUUAUGAAUGUGAUACAAAUAACACUUUGUUUUUCAGACUUUUGAUUUCAUGGUCAGAUCAAAAGUAGACCGUUUAAAAAACGGCCUCAGGGCCAAAGCUGAUUGUUUAUGCAAACCUGGCCAAUAAAGCUGAUUGUUUACGCAAACCUGGCCAAUAAAGCUGAUUGUUUACGCAAACCUGGCCAAUAAAGCUGAUUCUGAUGCACGUAAAGGGUGAGGGUUGAUGUUGACAGUAGACAAUGUGCUCUCUACUACUGACAGUACCCAAGUUUAAUUGGAAAACAAAAAUGAGCUGACAUAUUCAGGGCCUAAAUCCUG
This is a messenger RNA of Alosa alosa (allis shad), 3004 nucleotides long. Its product is annotated as cytosolic 5'-nucleotidase 3-like. Gene Ontology annotation, cellular component: cytoplasm. The record is from RefSeq and is a predicted model, not a curated record. Lineage: Eukaryota; Metazoa; Chordata; Actinopteri; Clupeiformes; Clupeidae. Gene Ontology annotation, molecular function: magnesium ion binding; 5'-nucleotidase activity. The transcript has 7 exons. The coding region runs from base 307 to 729 and encodes 140 amino acids.